AUGAAAUUUUCAAUUUCCUACAUGUAUUUUUUACUUUUUAAAAAGGAGGAUUUAAAUGGAGCAAUUCAAGGAUUAUUACGCUUACAAGAUACUUACAAAUUAAAAACUAAAGAUUUGGCUAAUGGACUUGUUGAGAAUAUUAAUAUAAACAAACAAAUGGAUGGUAAUGUUUGCAAAGGUUUGCUAUGA
Messenger RNA from Meloidogyne enterolobii, 189 nucleotides. The record is from the annotation of a GenBank genome assembly. Lineage: Eukaryota; Metazoa; Nematoda; Chromadorea; Rhabditida; Meloidogynidae.